AUGAAACUAAUUGCAUCAACAAACCUCUACUCCAUACGGUAUGAUCCGAAGGCCCUCAUACCUCCCGUCGCAAAACGGUAUCUAGGGGCACCCUUUCAUCCACUUCGACCUAAGGUUGCCCAUAUGUGCGACACCAGAGAUCAGAAUACAUUAUGGUGGAGAGUUGCAAUAUACCCCCUGCAGCCGUAUCGCCGCGUGGUUCGUUCGUGGAGUGCUAGGAGAACUCGUCUUGCGUUCGAGCAGGCUUUGGAGGCGCGAGGGUUUGAUCGGGAAGGCCGGAGGAUAUUGGAUAAUACUCAGGGUUCAAGGAAGACUAAGAUGGGCGGGAAUCUGACGGGAUCAUUCGAGAUUCUCGUGCGUGAGGCGACCAUCAAAGAACAAUAUCCGACAAUUCAAAAAGAGAUGAGUUCGGCGCUCGAUGCCCUGUUACGAGCAAAAAGACAGCAGAAUAGGCCCAGUGGCGAUUCGAAUAAGCACAAGAAGCGAGGACGCACUCAAAUAUCCAAUAUGUUGGUCUCCUUGACCGUUGGCAAGGUAGACGCUGGAGUCGCCGUGCUCCUGACCCAAGACAACCGCCUCAUCGAAUUCCCCUCCGUCCUCCUACCCAACAACAUCGCCUCCGGCAGCAUCGUCGACAUCACAGUAGCGCGCAAUCAUGCCGCUGAAGCCACCAGCGCAUCCGAUUUCCAGUCUCUUCAAAAACGUAUUUUGAACACCUAUGGUAUCAAAACCCCGUCGCCGCCCAUCCUCCGCCUCCGAAAUGCCACGCAGACAUCGCUGGUCCUGGAAUGGGAUCCUAUCGAUCUAGCAACAGCGUCGCUCAAGUCAUUGUCUCUCUACCGCAAUGGCUCUAAAGCUGGCUCGAUACCAAGGCCUACUGAGACUCGGAGCACCAAGAUCAGCGGACUUGCUAUCCAUACCGAAUACACCUUCCACCUAGUGCUGCGCACGACCGCCGGUACCUACCAGUCGGAGAAGUUGACCUGUCGGACACACAAGAUGACGGAUCUGUCUGGAAUCACGGUCACACCGGGCAUCCUCCCCCCGCAGCAGAAGGAGGCACUCGCAACCGCACUGGACCGCAUUGGAGGCAAGCUGAUCGAUACCGUUCGCAUCGACACAACCCACUUUGUCUGCACGGAAGGACGAGGCCCACUGUGGCAGAAGGCAGUGGAGAUGAACAUUCCCGUGGUGUUGCCGGAGUGGGUCGAUGCCUGUGAGGCGGAGGGCACGAUUGUGAGUGUCCGGGGCUACUACCUGAAUGCGGACCCCAAGACCCGACAGCUAGGACCGAUUCACGGAUCGUCGCAGCACCAGCACAAUGCCUCUACGGCUUCGAUAGCAACCACUGCCCAGAACCAGGCUCCAUCCCAGAACCAGACGCAAACCAACCUUCAGACCCUGCCUUCGCGCGAACGCGGCCAGUCUGCUGCAAGUGAACAGCCGUUGACUCCUUUCCCGGGCCAACCCACAAAUGGUCAACCUAAGGCAGAGGAGGGGGAAGAGGAGUCAGAAAAUGAGCAAUCGCCGCCCCUGCCCCCUCCAAAGGAUGACGCUCCAGAGGAAGAAAAACUGAAGGAAGAAUCCCCGGAGCCUAGCAGCCAGCCCGAACAAAACGGUGAAUUUGUGCCAUCAGAGACCGUAUCUCCAGACGAGAAGGAAGAGCUUAAGGAAGAAAAGCCCGAGCAGAACGGAGCCACGAAGGGGCCGGAAAACGCCUCGCCAGAGGCUAAAUCCGAAAACGAAGAAACUACCGGUGACGGAGAUGGAGAGAAAAAGCUCAAGGGGAAGCAAAGCGAAGGAGACUUUAACGAAGUUCCUCUCUAG
Molecule: messenger RNA, 1827 nt
Organism: Aspergillus ruber CBS 135680
Lineage: Eukaryota; Fungi; Ascomycota; Eurotiomycetes; Eurotiales; Aspergillaceae
Exons: 3
Coding region: 1-1827 (608 amino acids)
Biological process (GO): conjugation with cellular fusion; Golgi to plasma membrane transport
Cellular component (GO): exomer complex; trans-Golgi network
Molecular function (GO): protein dimerization activity
Source: RefSeq, a predicted model, not a curated record